Beauveria bassiana ARSEF 2860 is the source of this 396-nucleotide messenger RNA. RefSeq names its product conidial wall protein. The transcript has a single exon. Lineage: Eukaryota; Fungi; Ascomycota; Sordariomycetes; Hypocreales; Cordycipitaceae. The record is from RefSeq and is a predicted model, not a curated record. Bases 1 to 396 code for a protein of 131 amino acids.
AUGUCCUUCCCCGACGGCCAGUUCAUCAUCCGCAACCGCGAAAACGGCCGCGUGCUCGACGACAAGGACUCUUCCCCCGACGCCGGCAAUCCUAUCAUUGACUAUAACUAUAAACCGAGCAACAACGACAACCAGCGCUGGACCUGCCAGGACCGCCGCCUCGUCAACGUGCGCUCAAACCUCUACCUCACCUUCAAAAACCUCCAACCCGAGUCUACCGCCACACAGGAGGGCUACUGUGGCGAUGGCCAGCAAUUCCAGUACGAUCCAAACAUGGGCACCAUCAGCCUUGUCAAUCAUAACGACCGGGUCGUCGGUGCGUGGGACCAAGACGUCAAGAUUGUGACACCCGAUCCUGGUGAUCCUGCCCGCCGCUGGGACAUCCAGCGUAUUUAG